AUGGCACCACCCUUCAAUAUCAUCUGGGGCGCGGCGUGUUCCGGAGUUGUCGUCGUCUUCGUGGCCGUCGCCUGGCACAACGAGAGAAAAUCACGACGAGCUACACGCGCGGCACAACUCGCACAGACCGAAGAAGGAGAUAUCACCAUGAACAGGGAGGAGGUGCCAGCGUGGGGUGGACUGUUGGCGACUGGUUGGGGGCGCGAGUUGAUCGCGCGCCCCCCGCCAGCGCAUGUGAGGGGGAAGGUGUGA
Fulvia fulva is the source of this 252-nucleotide messenger RNA. RefSeq lists its product as uncharacterized. The record is from RefSeq and is a predicted model, not a curated record. NCBI's taxonomy places the organism in Eukaryota, Fungi, Ascomycota, Dothideomycetes, Mycosphaerellales, Mycosphaerellaceae. Bases 1 to 252 code for a protein of 83 amino acids. The transcript has a single exon.